Molecule: messenger RNA, 2592 nt
Organism: Procambarus clarkii (red swamp crayfish)
Lineage: Eukaryota; Metazoa; Arthropoda; Malacostraca; Decapoda; Cambaridae
Source: RefSeq, a predicted model, not a curated record
GUGAGGGAGGUAAGGUCGGGUGUGAGGGGCGGGGGAAGUGGUCAGUGUUGGAGGAGCAGCGUCGAGGAGCACUGACAGUGAGGACAAGUGUCACACUCCACCACCAUGACGUUUGCCUCCUCAACACACCUGCUCACAACACUUCUAUUAUUGCUCGUUGCCACCACCACCGCCACCAAAAUGCCAGAGCCGAAGCCAUUUGAACGCCUCCCUGAGAAUAUUAAGCCCACUCAUUACAAAAUCACACUCCAACCAAAUCUUGUAAAAUGUGUAUUUCAUGGCUCUCAGGAAGUUGAUAUUGAGAUUAAGGAAGCUUCAAAGCAGAUAAAGUUCAACUCGCUGGACUUGACUUUGCGAGACGUAAAGGUAAUGCUGCCGUCCAAGGAGGUGCUUGUCCCUAUUUCUACAGAAAUUUCUACAAGCAAUGAGAUGGUAACACUUGCAUUUGCGGAAACUUUGCCAAUUGGAUCAGCCAAAUUAAGUGUGUCAUUCGAUGGAGAACUUAAUGACAAAAUGAAAGGGAUGUACAGAAGCAAAUAUUCAUCAGCGAAUGGUGAAGAACGCUAUUCAGCCGUCACGCAGUUCGAAGCUACAGAUGCCCGUCGCUGUUUUCCUUGCUGGGAUGAACCAGCACUCAAAGCUACAUUUGACAUAACGCUUGUGGUGCCACAUGAUCGUGUGGCACUCUCUAAUAUGCCAGUAAUAUCAAGAGAGCCACAUGAAUCUGACUCCAACCUGCAGGUGGUGAAGUUUGCCACCUCUCCCCUCAUGUCGACAUACUUGGUGGCUGUUGUGGUGGGCGAGUAUGAUUAUGUAGAAGACACUUCAACAGAUGGAAUAAAGUGGACGCAAAUGAUGUCACAAGAUAGGACUCAGCAGAAAAGUUGGCAACGCAUUAUGUGUCACGAGAUAAGGAAAGUGUUAAAUUUUUCUAGUCAUUCGUUCUGGUCCAAACUAACUUGCAACUUUUUCUUUGUAGGUGCUAUGGAGAACUGGGGUUUGGUGACAUAUAGAGAAACUUGCCUACUGGUAGACCCGGACAACACCAGUGCCAGCCAACGCCAGUGGAUUGCACUGGUUGUUGGUCAUGAACUUGCUCAUCAGUGGUUUGGUAACCUUGUGACAAUGGAAUGGUGGACUCAUCUGUGGCUUAAUGAAGGCUAUGCUACCUUUGUUGAGUUCUUGUGUGUGGAUCAUUUAUUCCCAGAAUAUGACAUUUGGACACAGUUUGUCACAAAUGCAUACAUUCGAGCACUGGAACUAGACUCUCUCAAGAAUUCACAUCCCAUUGAAGUACCUGUUGGUCAUCCCUCUGAAGUUGAUGAGAUUUUUGAUGACAUAUCUUAUUCUAAGGGUGCCUCUGUUAUUCGUAUGUUGCAUUGUUACCUAGGAGAUAAGGAUUUCAGAACUGGAAUGAAUAUAUAUCUAACGCGUCAUCAGUAUGGAAACACUUACACGGAGGACUUGUGGGCAGCUCUGAGUGAGGCAUCGAGUAAGCCAGUGGGAGACGUGAUGAGCACAUGGACCAAACAGACUGGGUUCCCUAUGAUUUCUGUGGCAUCACACCAGGAUGGAGACAACAGAGUACUCACUCUUACACAACAGAGAUUCCUAGCUGAUGGCUCCUCAGGAGAUGGUAGUUUGUGGAUGGUUCCAAUUAGCAUUUCAACAGAAAAAAAUCCAGCAAAAACGAUAAAAAAAGUGUUGCUUGAAAGCAAGACAACCCAAGUGGUACUGGAAGGUGUGUCUGAAAAUACUUGGGUCAAGUUAAAUCCAGGAACUGUGGGAUAUUAUAGGACUCGGUACACUCCUGAGAUGCUGACUCAGCUCGUCCCAGCAAUGAAAACAAAGUGCCUUCCACCUCUUGAUCGGCUUGGUGUGUUUGACGAUCUUUUCUCUAUGGUUCUGGCAGGUCACACUAGCACAGUGGAGGUUCUAAAGGUGCUACGAGCCUUUGAAGACGAGACUGACUACACUGUGUGGUCUGCAGUGCACAAUUGUGUGGCACACCUUAACCAGCUCCUUUCCCACACAGACUUCCACCCCAGCUUUGCAGCCUUUGUCAGGCAGCUCUUCUCAAAAAUUGGCCAGAAGCUCGGCUGGGAAACAAAGCAUGGGGAGACACACUUGCAAACUCUGCUGCGUUCAUUAGUUCUUGGCCAGCUGGGAUUAUAUGGCGAUGAGGCUGUUGUGGCAGAGGCCAAGAAGCGACUGGCAGCCCAUGUGGCCAACACAAAAACCCUUCCUGCCGACCUCCGCUCGCCUGUCUACAAGACAGUCGUCUCUCAAGCUGAUGAGAAAACAUAUGACCAGAUGAUUAAGCUGUACCGUGAAGCCGACUUGCAUGAAGAGAAGGACCGUAUUUCCAGAUCACUUGGAGCCACUCGAGACCCAAAUCUAAUUCAGCGUGUUCUCCAAUUUGCCAUGUCGAAUGAAGUGAGGAAUCAAGAUACAAUAUUUGUCAUUAUUAGUGUUGCCAUGACUGCUCCAGGUCGUUCUGCUGCCUGGUCAUUUUUCAAGAAACAUCAUCAGGAACUAGUUGAUAGAUAUGAGGUAUGUAUACAACUUGCCCAUUAAAGUACAUGUACUGUA